AUGUGUGAUGUGGUCGCACAUAACCCGGACACCUCACACCUGACACGCUCAAGCGUGCACGCAGGCGCAAGGCACGCGCCCUCACGUGACCUCACGCCUGCAGGACGGCGCCAGGUUCCUGUUCUCUGUCGCGGAGGAGGCGAGGACACAAGCACUGGGACCUGUGACGCCUGGGUUCAACCUCAUGGGGAGGCUGAGGUCCGCCAUCGACUCCCUGCUCCCCCUGCACGCGCACACGCUGGCCCAGGGUCGGCUGUACGUGUCGCUCACACGUGUGUGGGGUGGGGAGAACCUGCUGCUGAGCAACUUCCACUCCAGAGAUGAGCUCAUCAAGGUUCUCCUGGCAAGCUGCUUCAUUCCAGUGUACGCGGGACUCAAGCCCGUGGAGCACAUGGGCAGGGGGACGGGCAGACGUGUCGCCGCGGGAUGCAGUGUGGCCUGGUGUGUGUGUGAGAGUCGCCAACCAGGAUGUCACAGUCUCCAUGCCCAACCUGAUGCGUGUGCGGCAGGCACUGUUCCCGCCAGACCGGCGGAUGCUGGAGGCGAUGUACAGCAGGGGGAUGACUGACACUGUGCACUUUCUACGCAGGGAGCGCUGGGCUCAAUAAACACACAUGUGUGUGGCAGCAACGACUUGCUCGAGACGCGGCGUCUGAAUGUGUGUGUUUGUGUAUCCCGGGCUGACCCAGAUGCCCUGCUGGGAUAAUCCCCCUGUCUCAGCUUCUGUUUCUGAUCUACACGUGUGUACUGAUUGACAUGCAUAACGUUUGACAUGUAUGCACUCUGACACGUGUGUGCUGAGUGACUGAUAUGUA
Molecule: messenger RNA, 815 nt
Organism: Mus pahari (shrew mouse)
Lineage: Eukaryota; Metazoa; Chordata; Mammalia; Rodentia; Muridae
Gene: Pnpla4
Product: patatin like phospholipase domain containing 4
Exons: 5
Coding region: 185-568 (127 amino acids)
Biological process (GO): lipid homeostasis; triglyceride catabolic process
Cellular component (GO): cytoplasm; membrane; lipid droplet
Molecular function (GO): triacylglycerol lipase activity
Source: RefSeq, a predicted model, not a curated record